CCACAUAUCUCUCUCUCUCUCUCUCCCUAUCUCUCUCUCUCUCUCUACGGAGUGACGUCGGUGUUAAGAAGAAGAUGGCGGCGCCAGGAAAGGCGGAAGGUGUAUCGCAGUGUGGACCUCUGUGGUGUGUGAGUUGUGUGUAGUGCCGCUGGUUGGAGUGAGUCGUCUAGUCAUCAUGAACAAUAAGGAGAGAGAGAGCACAAAAGAGUCAGAGAACAGCCGAGGCCAGAUGAAGGUGUUUCUGCCUAACAAGUUGUUGGAGCGUCUCCCUCAAACCACCUCCCUACCCAAGGAGAGACUACGAUGGAACACCAACGAGGAGAUUGCAUCCUACUUGAUCACAUUUGACAGACAUGAAGAGUGGCUAUCCUGCUCGCUCAAGACCAGGCCCCAGAAUGGCAGCAUCUUCCUGUAUAACAGGAAGAAGAUCAAGUACAGGAAGGACGGCUACUGCUGGAAAAAGAGGAAAGAUGGGAAGACCACCAGAGAAGACCACAUGAAGCUCAAAGUACAGGGCAUAGAGUGUCUCUAUGGUUGCUACGUCCAUUCUUCCAUCGUCCCAACAUUCCACAGGAGGUGCUACUGGCUGUUGCAGAACCCAGACAUGGUGCUGGUUCACUACCUGAAUGUUCCGUCGCUGGAGGAUCAUGGGAAGGCGUGCGGCCCGUUGCUAUGUGCCGUUGCCGACCGCCGAGACUCAUUACGCUGGAGCCGAGACGAACUACUGGCCCAGCUCAAGCCUAUGUUCCACAGCAUUAAGUGGUCAUGUGGAGAAGGUUAUGGAUCAUCAGAGUUCUCUAUAGAACAACUGGCUCAACAGAUCCUGGAGUCUCAACAGACCAAACCUCAGCCUCGCACACACACCUGUCUCUGCAGCUCCACACUGGCGUCUCCUGGAGCUAACAUUCCCCACCGCUGUAACAGCACCAAACAUCGCAUUAUCUCCCCCAAACUGCCCGCUACCAGCCCUGCCAUGUCAGCCUCACCCCUGGCUGAGGGGGAGACAGGAGGGGGAGACAUCCCUGCAGGCGGCGAGAAUAAACCUCCCCCACACACACACCCUCCCCCCCCACACACACACCCUCCCCCCUCACACACACACCCUCCCCCCUCACACACACACUCCCAGGUAAAGCUUGGAGGGUCUACCAGCCUGGUAGGGAGACAUGAGGGAGUCUCUUCCUCCCCCUCUCCCCCCUCCUCCUCCUCCUCCUCCUCAUCAUCCCCCCCUCAGGCUCACCGCACAGCAACCAUCGCCGUCAGCAACGGCACCACCAACAGUUUCUAUGGUGACCAGCGGGGCCUGACGACGGUUGCCCUACCGCAGAAUGCGGUGAUCGUCAUGACUACGGCGGGGGUCAUCGGGACGCAGGGUGGAGGAGAGCGGGAGUCGAGUCUGUCUCUUACCCGUUCAGGUCAGCUGGUACUCUCCCCCGUCCCCCCUAAACCAGACACCCCCUCCCCCCCAACCCCACCUGCUCCACCCACCCCCUCCCCCCCCACCCCCGGGGUGGCUACUCUCAGCCUCACCCUCCUGUCCUCACCCGUUAUAGGGGGAAUACUCCUCACUCCAUCCCCCUCUCCAUCCCUCCUGCACCCUCUCCCUCCUGCCGCCCCCUCUCCCUCACCCUGCCAACCUCCUGUCUUCGAUCCAGACUCCUUUCUGAACAGUCCUAAACAGGGUCAGACCUACGGAGGCACUCUCCCCCCCUCCUCACCCUCUCCUCCCCCCUCCUCCUCCUCCCCACAUGCACCCUCCCUCACUCUCUCCCUCUCCCCCACGUCCCCUCCCCCCUGCUCAUCCCCUCCCUCCUCUCUCUCAUCCCUCUCUUCUGAGGCAGAGAGGAAGAAUGAAGAGAGAGUGGUGCUCCAGACCUCUGCCCCUUCUUCCUCCCUCCCUCCAACCCUUUCUCUAUCCCUCUCUCCGUCCCACUCUGCCCCUUCUUCCUCACUCCCUCCAUCCCUUUCUCUAUCCCUCUCUCCGUCCCACUCUAUCCCUUCUUCCUCCCUCCCUUCCUCCCUCCCUCCAUCCCUUUCUCUAUCCCUCUCUCCGUCCCACUCCGCCCCUUCUUCCUCCCUCCCUCCAUCCCUUUCUCUAUCCCUCUCUCCGUCCCACUCCGCCCCCUCUCUCCUGCCUCUGUGUCUGGAAUCAGCGCUGGCCCUCGGCCCUCUGGGGGAGACAGAGGGGGAGAGGGGGGAGGCAGAUGGAGAAAGAGAAAGACAGAGGGAGGAGGGGAGAGAAGAGGGGCACCCGCCCACCAAACUGGCUCUCCUCCAGCGAAGCCAAUCCCCCAAGCCGUCGCCGUCAGGGCAACACCACAGAAAAGCAUCAUCAUCGCUGCUCCUGAUUCGCCACGAAACGCAGCAGACCCCUCCCACUCAGCAGAUGGCGCCCAAUCUGCAGCCUCACAGGCAGGACGGAGAGCAGCCAUUGGUCGUCCUAGAGCCCAAAGAGCUCCAGCAGCACCUCCCCCAACCCAUGACCUCUAUGCACUGUAACCCCAACCCCACCCCGACCCCGACCCCACUGACCCUGACCCAGAACCACCACUCUCAACUCCUCCUGCUGCAACACAGACGUCUUCAGAGUCAGGAGAGAGAGAUGGAGAAAGAGGUGGAAAGAGAGAGGCAGAGGGAGGUGGAAAGGGAGAGGGGGAGGCAGCUCUUACUCCUGCACCAGAGACUCAGCCAGCCGACUCCCUUAGAGUCCCUGUUUGCUAACAUCAACAACGUGGCUAAUGCAAACAUGGCUCUUUCAACUACUGUUAAUAUGGACAGUGCCAAUGCCACUAUGAGUAAUGUUAACAUGACCAAUAUGGCUAAUGGGCGGGUUAGAGUAAAGGAGGAGAGGGGGCGGGGCUACGAGGCAGAGGACACACCCAUGGACACGGGUCAAAGGUCGGAGGUAACGGAUGUCUCGGAGGAGCUAGAGAUAUCGUUCGACAGCCAGUUCCCUGACCUCAUCUCUGAGCUCAUCACAGAGGCCGACGCCCCCAACACACACACACACACACACACCUCGGUCCUCGUCCCAAACCCGGCUCCCACCAGCCUGUUCCCUACGGGGGUACGUUACAUGGUUCCUCCCCAGCCCUCCCCCUCCUCCUCCUUCCUCCCCUUCCCCCCUCUUCCCCCUAACAACGGGACUGAGCUACAACGCCUAGCAACCAUCACAGACUUCUCCCCCGAGUGGUCCUACCCAGAGGGUGGUGUGAAGGUGUUGAUAACAGGUCCCUGGUUGGAGGCUACUGGACGUUACAGCUGCGUGUUUGACCAGAGCACCGUCCCCGCUUCACUUAUUCAGCCUGGAGUACUACGGAGCUACUGCCCUGCCCACGAGGCAGGGUUGGUGUCUCUUCAUAUAGUGGAGGACAGUGGGUCUGUCUCUUCGUCUGUUCUGUUUGAAUACAGAGCUAGAAACGCCUCGUCUCUACCCAGCUCACAGCUGGACUGGCUGUCCCUGGACGAUAACCAGUUCCGUAUGUCCAUCCUGGACAGACUGGAGCAGAUGGAGAGGAGGAUGGCUGAGAUGUCUGCAACCAACCCACACACACAGCCGCCGCCACAAUGCCAGCGGAUCAGCACACUCUCCCCACACACACCUCUGCCCGAGGACAGAAGCCAGUCAGGCCCAUGGUUUGAGAGGAGGAUAGUUGGAGUAUGUGAGAGGAUGAUGGAGGGAGGGAGGUGGAGAGGAGGAGGAGAAGAGCGCCUCGCUCACUCCAUACGCCACAGAGGGAUGACACUGCUCCACCUGGCCGCUGCACAGGGAUACACACACCUCAUCAACACACUCAUCCACUGGAGGAGUGUCAACAGUGACAGUCUGGACGUAGAGCAGGAAGUUGAUCCUCUCACCGUCGAUCAUUUCUCAUGCACUCCUCUGAUGUGGGCGUGUGCUCUGGGACACCAGGCAGCAGCCGAGGUUCUAUAUGGUUGGAACAGCCAGGCGCUCGGAAUUCCCGACUCACUAGGCCGCCUCCCCCUCGCAGUUGCACGCUCUCGCGGACACACAUGCCUCGCCCGCGCGCUGGAGGACCUACACACACACCGCCCCGACACGCACACACCCACAGAGAGGGCCGAGGAGGGGGCUCAGGGGGAGCAGAGGACCACCCCCACUCCACAACUCCCCCCCUCUCCACUGUCCACCAGUCCUGACACAGGUCUGAGUUCGUCCAGUAGUAUUCCCUCCCCCUCUCUCUCCCUCCCCUCCCCCUCUCUCAGCUCAGCCUACUCUAGUGGGUCUGUACCCCUCUACAACCCUCCUGACCCUAUGGAUACCUCCCCCUCCUCCCCCUCUCUCUCCCUGUCCUCCCUCCCCCUCUCCCCUCCCUCCCCCUCUCUCUCCCUCCCUCUGAGCCUGCCGGUAUGGGGCGAGGCCUGUGGAGGUUGUGAAGCUGGGGACUCUAGUUUGAACGCCGGGCCCAGAGACCCUCUCUUCCUCAUGGACUACGAACCGGCCCCUCCCCACUCCCCUCCCGGACCUCCACACUCACACACACCCCCCCGUCGCUCACACACACCCCCCCGUCGCUCACACACACACACCUUCGAGGAGCAGGUGAGCUUCAAUGAGAAUGCAGAGAACGAGGAGGAGUUCCUGCCUGCUGAGGUGCUACAGGUUGACAUGGCAACGUUAGCAGAGCAGAUCAUCGAGGCGACUCCUGAGCGAAUCAAACAAGAGGAAUUGUCCAGGGGGGCGGAGUCACCGCUCAGAGAGAGGCGGGACAACACGGUGAUAUCCGAUACCAUGCCCUGGUUGGCCACUUACCUGGACACUCACACACACUCCUCUCUGUCCAGAUGUGUGUACCCCCCCUCCCACCUCAGUACCCUGGCCCUCCAGAGGCUGCGGCCCCCCAGUAGUGUGGCGUGGGCGGAGUUCCUGAACGCCUCGGCCAAUGGGAGGAUGGAGAGAGACUUUGCUCUGCUGACUCUGACUGACUCUGAGCAGAGAGAACUGUACGAGGCUGCGCGCAUCAUUCAGAACGCCUUCAGACGAUACAAGGGUCGGAGGUUGAAGGAACAGCAGGACAUGGCAGCAGCCGUCAUCCAACGAUGCUACAGGAAGUACAAGCAGCUAACAUGGAUAGCUCUGAAGUAUGCUCUGUAUAAAAGGAUGACUCAGGCAGCGAUACUGAUCCAGUCUAAGUUCCGUAGUUACUAUGAGCAGAAGAAAUUCCAGCAGUCUAGACGGGCUGCGGUUCUGAUCCAACAGUACUACCGCAGCUAUAAGGAGUAUGAACGCCUCAAACAGGGACCCAGAGGGUCCGGAUCACACAAUCCAAAACUGAAGGGUUCCUUCCUGACUAAGAAGCAGGACCAGGCCGCUAGGAAGAUCAUGAGAUUCCUACGACGAUGCCGACACCGGAUUAAAGAGUUGAAACAGACUAAGGAGUUAGAGAGGAGAGGGCUUACCACCUAACUCCUCUUUUACCCCUCCUUCAUCCUGCCAUCCGCCACGGGAGAGAGGGAUGACUGAUGGAGAAGAGAGAGCAGCCUGUCUGCCCUCCUCCCUUUAUUCUCUGUCUCCCUCCCUCCACUGGGGUCGCUCAUCACCCCAUCCAGCUGUAUGCCUCUGUCACUCCUCCUCUCCUCCUGUUCUCCUCGCCUCCUCCUGUACUCCUCCCUUUAUUCUCUGUCUCCCUCCCUCCACUGGGGUCGCUCAUCACCCCAUCCAGCUGUAUGCCUCUGUCACUCCUCCUCUCAUCCUCCUGUCCUCCUCUCCUCCCCCUGUUCUCCUCUCCUCCCCCUGUUCUCCUCAUCUCAUCCUCCUGUUCUCCUCUCCUCCCCCUGUUCUCCUCUCCUCCUCUCA
Molecule: messenger RNA, 5818 nt
Organism: Oncorhynchus mykiss (rainbow trout)
Lineage: Eukaryota; Metazoa; Chordata; Actinopteri; Salmoniformes; Salmonidae
Source: RefSeq, a predicted model, not a curated record